GGAGAUGAAACAGGUCUCACGGCACUGGAGUACAGCACGUCCUAUCAAGUGCCUGUGCACUGCCUGUGCUAAAAGUGAGAGGUGACAUCAAGUGAUCAGUUAGCCUGUGAGCAAGGCACACGCCUGGGGAGAGUUUGGUCUAACCGUAGGUUCUCUUAGGCAACAGCAACUUGUCUUUCUGCCUCAGCAAUGGCAGAAGCUGUUAUAAGACACUGGGUGGAAACUCCUGUACGCUAUCAAGAGCAGUUUGCUGCCGAGGAGCUGGAAGAACACAAACUGAAUCACUCUCUUUAUGCUUUGCCGGGACCUUUUACAGCUGCACUGAGCAGAAGAGGGCAAAUUCUGGAAAGUACGGAUGGGGCCGAGGCGACCAGCCAGGAAGAAGAAAAGACGGGCUUCCAGGUCUUGCUGGAUGUUGUGCAGUUUCGCCCAGAAGAUAUCAUUAUUCAGACUUUUGAAGGCUGGCUCCUGAUCAAAGCACAGCACGGACCCAGGAUGGAUGAGCAUGGCUUCAUAUCCAGAAGCUUUACCAGACAGUACAAACUGCCCGACGGAGUGGAGAACAAAGAUUUGUCUGCACUCUUCUGCCAUGAUGGCAUUUUGGUUGUUGAAAUGAAGAACUCGGUGGGAAUUAAUUAGUCUUGUCCAUAGCUUAUCGGUGAGAUAAAUUUAUUCUUAAUAUCACAAAUGGUAUCAUUGAAGCAGUGCUGUGGAGUGUAGAAAGCAUGUGGCUGUAUUUAUAUUACAGAAAAGGAGAAUAAUCAUAUAUAUUUUUCAGCAUGCUGAAUUUGUUGUUUGAUGUGAAAUGUUAGACCACUCACCUCCAGCUAAGCAUAUGCUGGAAAGCCAGACUUUUUGAACUGCAGAAAAGUUAGGCUAAUCACAGUAUGAGAAACAAAGGAUAUAUUUGAUAAUACUGAAAAUAAAGCACAUUUAAGGGUUCAUCUAAGGAUUCGUAUUUCUAAGCAGUAACUAUUUGUAAUAUAUAAUCAUAAUCAUUAAAGAAGCAAUAAACAGGUUGUGAGUUCUAUGUAAAUCUCAUUUACAUACAAAAAUGUGAUUUAUAAAAUUUUUAGAUUAAAUUUUUCUCCUGCAAAAGCACACAAAAUAAACUAUCAAGAAAGAAAAAUCACUGUUUGAAUUUAUAAACAAAUUAUCCCAGAGAGAGUACAUUUUAGAUGUGUUACAUAUUUGAAAGUAUACAAAAACAAAAUAAUCACCGAUUACCUUUGUUUGAAAAUACAGUAAAGUAGAAAUGUGAUUUUCUGUCAAAGACAAAGGAAAUACUGUAAAAGAUUUAGGAAGCUGUUUUUGUUUAACACAUUGAGAUAUCUGUUAGCAACUGAAGAAAAAAUAUACUGCUUACAAAGACUCAAAAGGACCAAACCAUUAUUUGUGAAUCCCUACUAAUAAAAAGGCACUACUGGAGUACGGAUGCCUUGAUUAUUAUUCACUGUCUUAUUGAUCAAUCAGUUGAACAUUUUAUUCUUUGUGUUGCUUGGCAAUAUAGGCUGACAUACCCCAACUAUAUCUUAAAAACUUUCCUGCUGGCUUUUUCUCUCACUCUCUCUAUGGGCUCUACAUAGAUCCAAUUUUAAGGGAAAGAGGGGAAGGAGUCCUUACUACAGACACAGGUCUAAUUUCUCUCCCAGUUUCUCUCAUCUAAAAAGAGUGGUAGAAAUUAAAAAGCAUUUGCCCACUAUACCUAGUAGCUGGACUUCUCAACCUUUAAAAAAAAUGCCCCAUGUGAAUUUGCAAGUGCUCAAACAUUUGAGAAUAUCUACAGUUGCAAAUUGAACUGUCUCACAUAUACUGGAGAUAAGUUUGACUGCUGUGCUAUGAAUAGUAGAGGAAUGUGGAAAGGAAAGUGCCAAGUUAAAUACAGACUCUUUAUGAUAGCCAUCUGCUAUAUGGCCAAAUGAAAAACAUAUUCAAAUGAAAUUGAAUACCAAUAUAAUUUGAAGACUGUGAAAAAAAAUCUGAUGAACAGAACUGUGGCUCUUGCCGGCUGAAGCCAGAGAGUUUCUUCAGUUUUAAACAAAAGCCAAACUAUGUACUUCUGCACACAUCCAUUCAUUGGGAAGAUUUAUGUCGUGACUGGUUAGACUUCAAGGCAUUUGAAAGCAGUUCACUUAUAAAAGUGAGGAGUCCAAUUUUUGUAUUUUAUUUUGUAUUUGUACUAACAUGAAAUUCAUUUAAAAAAUGCAGAAUAAGUUCUAGAUUGUAAGUUUCCAUAACAAGCAAUUAUUUUGUUUUUGUUUCUGUUUUUUAAUUAAGUAGAAGUCAGAAACAGCUAUUUUCUACAAAAUCAGGCUAAAUAAAAUCAUAUGUCCCUAAGUUUUUGUUCAA
Gallus gallus (chicken) is the source of this 2349-nucleotide messenger RNA. RefSeq names its product heat shock protein family B (small) member 3 (gene HSPB3). The transcript has a single exon. NCBI's taxonomy places the organism in Eukaryota, Metazoa, Chordata, Aves, Galliformes, Phasianidae. The record is from RefSeq and is a predicted model, not a curated record. Gene Ontology annotation, cellular component: nuclear speck; cytoplasm. The coding region runs from base 190 to 639 and encodes 149 amino acids.